Molecule: messenger RNA, 3366 nt
Organism: Hevea brasiliensis (rubber tree)
Lineage: Eukaryota; Viridiplantae; Streptophyta; Magnoliopsida; Malpighiales; Euphorbiaceae
Product: putative receptor-like protein kinase At3g47110
Exons: 2
Coding region: 98-3187 (1029 amino acids)
Biological process (GO): protein phosphorylation; hormone-mediated signaling pathway
Cellular component (GO): plasma membrane
Molecular function (GO): ATP binding; protein binding; protein kinase activity
Source: RefSeq, a predicted model, not a curated record
ACAUGAAUAAUUCAAAACCAGGGCACUAGUCUACUUAAUGCAGCAACUCGCAAAGUAGCAGCUACCAGACUACCACAAUAGCUUGAAGUGAAACGAAAUGAAGCUCUGCAACUCCAACUCAUGUCUAGCACUUGCUCUUCUUUUCUUCUCUAUCAACUUGCCAUGGCUUUUGCAAGGCCUUGCUCCAGGUAACGAGACCGAUCGAUUUGCUUUGCUCAAUUUCAAACGAGGGAUAACCAGUGAUCCUACAGGAAGGGUCUUCAACUCCUGGUACGAUUCUUUCCAUUUCUGUAGCUGGUUUGGAAUCACAUGCAGUCCCCGCCAUCAGAGAGUCACUUCUUUGGUUUUAAAAGGGCAAAACUUGAUGGGAUCCAUAUCACCUUACGUUGGCAACCUGAGUUUUCUUAGGAUCCUUGACCUCCAAAACAACAGUUUCCAUGGCCAAAUUCCGCAAGAAGUUGUUAAUCUCUCUCGACUGCAACUACUCCUUCUCAACAACAACACACUAAAAGGAAAACUUCCCAGCAACUUGAGCCACUGCUCCCAACUAAGGAUAAUUGAUUUAUCCGUUAAUGGAGUUGAAGGAAAAAUUCCCACAGAGCUAGGUCGUUUGGCAAAGCUUGAGAGGCUUGUGCUUGGUGUAAACAAUCUAACAGGAGAGAUUCCACCUUCCCUUGGCAACCUUUCAUCUCUCACCAGAUUUUCUGUUCUGAGAAAUAAUUUGGUAGGAAAUAUUCCAGCUGACAUGGGAAGACUGAUAAGCUUAACAUUUUUCUCGGUUGCAGCAAAUCAUCUAUCUGGUAUUAUAACUUCAUCUCUUUUUAAUAUCUCGUCUAUCAUUACCUUUUCAACUGCAAGCAACCAACUUAAUGGAAGUAUACCACGGAAUAUAGGCCUCACUCUGCCGAAUCUCCAAAAUCUUCACAUUGGUGGAAAUGGCUUCUCUGGUUCAAUCCCAUAUUCAUUAUCCAAUGCUUCCAAUUUGCAGAAAUUCGAUGUUUCUAUAAACAAUUUUGAGGGUCAAGUUCCAAAUCUAGGAAGUCACUUAAAUCUGUUGUGGCUAGUUGUUUCCCAGAAUAAUCUAGGAAUCAACUCAGCAAAUGACUUAGCAUUUUUUACACCUUUGAAAAACUGCAGCAAUUUGGAAGUCUUGGAUAUUGGUUAUAAUUAUUUUGGAGGUGUUUUACCAAAUUCUAUAGCCAAUUUAUCCAUUAAACUCAACAGUUUAUAUUUUGGAGGUAAUCAACUCACCGGAGUUAUUCCUGCAGCAUUAGGAAAUCUCAUCAACUUGAUAGAUCUGGGCAUGGAGCAUAACUUUUUCAUAGGUGUCAUUCCGUCAUUUAUUGGCAAGUUCUGGAAACUGCAAGGAUUGCUUUUGUGGGGAAACAGAUUGUCAGGUCUAAUUCCAUCCUCUUUAGGCAACCUCACUCGAUUGUCUAUCCUUCAGUUGUCACAAAACAAAUUUGAAGGAAGCCUUCCUUCAAGUAUUGGAAACUGCACAAGUUUGAUGCUUUUAAAUGUGGCAAGAAAUCACCUCACUGGGCAUAUUCCCCAAGAGAUAACAGGCCUUUUUUCCUUAUCAAUAUUACUAAAUUUGAAACAAAAUUCGCUAACUGGCAAUCUACCAGAUGGAGUAGGGAAGCUUAUAAAUUUAAAUCAACUGGAUGUUUCGGGAAACAACCUUUCAGGUGAAAUUCCGACAACCAUUGGUGAUUGCUUGAGCUUGGAAUAUCUUAAUAUGCGUGCAAAUUCUUUUCAAGGAGGCAUACCUUCAUCUAUGGCCUCUUUGAGAGGCCUUCAGGAAUUAGAUCUUUCGCGAAACAACUUGACAGGAAAAAUUCCAGAAGGCUUGCAGAGGCUUCCAUUUUUACAAUAUUUGAAUCUUUCUUUUAACAAUUUUGAGGGUGAAGUUCCAACCAAAGGACUUUUCAGAAAUGCAAGUGCAUUGUCACUGAUCGGAAAUGCCAAGCUUUGUGGUGGAGUAACAGAACUGGGUCUACCAAAGUGCCCUUCUCAAGUGAUGAAGAAAGGGAAGUCCCAUGCUUCUAAGCUAGCAAUAACAAUUACUUGUGUGGUUUUGGGUGUCCUUUUGAUGCUAGCGAUCCUGAUUCUUGCUUGUCGAGUAAGAAUGUCGAGAAAGCGAUCAUCCCCUACACCUUCCUCAAUGGCGGAUAAACACCAUGUGAAGGUGUCUUACAGGGAUCUUCAUCAGGCAACAAGUGGAUUCUCUUCCAACAAUUUAAUUGGAUCUGGCGGCUUUGGUUCUGUAUACAAAGGAUUUCUUAAUAUUGAAAGAGAAAGGCCAGUGGCUAUCAAGGUGCUCAAACUUCGACAAGAACGAGCAUCCAAGAGCUUCAUGGCAGAAUGCGAAGUGUUAAGGAAUGUUAGGCAUCGGAAUCUUGUUAAGCUAUUAACAUAUUGCUCGAGCUUGGAUUACAAAAACAACGAAUUCAAAGCUCUAAUUUUUGAAUUCAUGGGCAUGGGAAGCCUGGAGAACUGGUUGCAUCAGCCUGCAGGAAACUUGAAUUUUCUUCAAAGACUAAAUAUUGCAAUUGAUGUGGCAUCUGCAUUGCAUUAUCUUCAUCAUCUGUGUGAAAAUCCCAUCAUUCAUUGCGACAUAAAGCCUAGCAACGUCCUUCUUGAUGAUGAAAUGGUCGCCCAUAUUAGUGAUUUUGGUUUGGCUAGGCUUCUCUUCACCAACAAUGAUGUAUUUCGGAAUCAAACCUCCUCAAUUGGAAUAAAAGGGACUGUUGGCUAUGCUCCUCCAGAAUAUGCAAUGGGUAGUCCAGCCUCAAAAGAGGGGGAUGUGUAUAGCUAUGGGAUCCUUUUAUUAGAGAUGUUCUCAGGAAAAAGACCUACCGAAGAAAUGUUCGUGGAUGGUCUGAAUCUCCACAACUUUGUGAAGAAUGCAUUGCCGGAAAGACUUACAGAGACCGUGGACAAAACCAUUCUCCCAAGAGAAAUGGAAGAAAAAUCAGCAACAUCAUCAGCAUUACCAGAAAGCGAAUAUAAAAAGGAAGAAAUACAAGGAGCAGAAAUGAGCCAAAAAGAAUACUUGCUUUCAAUAUUGAAAAUUGGUGUAGCUUGCUCAGCAGAAUCAACCAAAGAAAGAAUGGAAAUGGGAGAUGUUGCUAAAGAUCUACAUUUGAUCAGGAGUAAAUUUCUUGGCGUGCGGAUCUAUGGAUAAAAACAGAGACUAGCUAGGUUCACUGUAAUUGAUUGAUGCUGAAAUUACUGCAUUAUUAGCUAAAUAACUGUUUCUUUAUGUGCUUGUGCUACUGUUAAUAGCUUCAUUAUAGAAGCUACUGUUAUUAGUUUCCUUUUUGUCAACUCUGAAUGGUAUCAGCCAGUCAAUUUCUCGUAAAA